Molecule: messenger RNA, 3491 nt
Organism: Folsomia candida
Lineage: Eukaryota; Metazoa; Arthropoda; Collembola; Entomobryomorpha; Isotomidae
Exons: 3
Coding region: 117-1640 (507 amino acids)
Biological process (GO): triglyceride biosynthetic process
Cellular component (GO): plasma membrane
Molecular function (GO): diacylglycerol O-acyltransferase activity; long-chain-alcohol O-fatty-acyltransferase activity
Source: RefSeq, a predicted model, not a curated record
GUACGUAAUUAGUAGGAAAUUGCAUUCAAAAUACUCAAAUAUCAUUUGCUUCUUGCCCAUCAUUUAGUGCAGAUAGUAGAACCCUAUCACUUAAUUAUAACUGUUUGUGUGCCAAGAUGUCACUAAAAUUUAAAAUCGUGUUUAAAGAGGCGUUCUUAAUUUUGUCAUCAAUUUUCUUGUCCGUAUUUAUCCUUCCAUUUGUCCUCGUUCUUUUUGUCUGUCCUCUCUACAUGUACAGAAGGAUUGUCAUAUUUUUCGCCCCCAUUUUCCAAGCAUUGUUUCAAGCCCCGUUAAGUUUGAACGACUUUCUCGUCGUCUGCGACGACAUCCAUGGUCGACCAAGGAACUCGUGUUGUGGCGUCAUUUACUUGAAGGGACGACCCGCCUUUGCCGAUGUGGUGCGAAGAGUGGAAAAAGCCUUGGAUGGGCGUCCUGAACUCACCUCUACACUGACCCGCUGGAUGUCGGUCUAUUUCUGGAAAACCUGCCAAAAUUUCUCUCUUUCGAAUCACGUCACACAAAACGAUGAAUCCGAUCCUGACAAAAUAUCCGACCUGCUGAUAAACCUAAUCGAAAAAGGAUACCCACUAGAAAAUCCGCUCUGGGAGUUUAUCUAUUUCCGAAACUACGCCCACCCCGAGUUCGGCACAUCAUCCGCCAUUGUGUUAAGGUUUCAUCACCUUCUCGGCGACGGGUUGGCGUACAUGGCGCUAAUCCGAGAUUUAUUCGAUCCAAGUCCCACGUUGGGAACGGAAAUUGAAAAAAUUCUAAAAACUCUACGAACAAAAUUGACGCUUUCUCCAUGGAAGAAGUUUUGCUACUUGGGUGAACUACUUUUUAUCACGCCGAGUCAAACCUUGUACUACUAUCUGAAAGGGUUGAAUUCCGAGGUCGUACCAAUUAAAGAUAAGAAGACGGUGAAUAUUAAUUCUGGUGUGACCCAUGCCGCCACACGGGUUGACCUUUCGGUGCUUAAAGACAUCUCGAAAAAGACUGGGGUCAAGGUGACCUCCAUAAUUCACGCCGGCGUGACAGGAGCGAUCCGGAGGUUGCUACUGGAAAAGGGGAGUAAUUCGGACGGGGACUUAUCAACGAUGUACGUCCUGCCAAAAAUGAACCAUCCAGGAACAAUGACGAACAACAGUUUUGCCAUGCCCCUUAUUGCCCCCAUGACCCCGGAACCAUCUCAGGCUGCCCGUCUUGCCAGGAUUUCUGACCAAUUUGACCGCAUCCUCUUUUCCCCCCUUUCACUCGGAAUGAUGGCCGCGACCAGCCUGGUGGGCUUGAUGUACGGGACUUUCGGAACGUCCAGCACGCGCAUGCCACAUGUUGCGAGUUGCAUCCAUUCAAACGUGGUAUUUGUCGGGGAGCCGAUGAAGUUACUGGGUCACGUGGCAGAAACGGGGAUACUUUACCCAGGUUUGCAACCUGGGGGACAUCACUUCGUCGUUACGACGACAAGUUAUAAUGGGAAACUUACCGUCCAACUGACCGGAAGUAGGGUCGUGUUUCAUAAACGGGAGGAUUUAGUGAAAGUUGCAGACUACGUAAGGGAAGAAUUUGACAUGUUGAAUAAGGAUGGAAAUGUAGAGAAUGGUGACAUCCAACGAUUUGAUGAACACGAUAAGAAAAAUGUUUAAUAGGUAAUUAUUUUGUUGAAUAUUUAAAUAUGAAAAUGUGCAAUGAUGAGUUAAAAGAAAAAUUGUAAAUAUGUAUUUACAUACUGCGUUUCGAUACAAUCAAAUCUUGCGUAUGUAUGUAUGAUUUACAUUUAAUAAGAUUGAUGGUCUGGUCAUCCAAUGUGUCAGUUAAAGUCAAAUGUUUCAAGAUUUUACAUACCUACAUUAUUUAAAUAAUGUAGGUAUGUAAAAUCUUAACUAAUAAUUAACUAAUAAUUAUUAGUUAAUUACAGAAUUUAUUCUUCAAUAAAGUUGUUAUGUAUGUAUGUACCAGUCCUAUAACUUGGGCAAAUAAUCAGUAAAUAUUUACAUGGAACGUUUUAUGAGCAUGUUUAAUGAAAAUUGUAUUGUUCAAAUGUUCUUUUUUUUGGAACAUUAAGUAAAAUGUGCAAUUAACUCAUACAUAAUACGCUUUUUGCUAAAUAUUUAAUAAUUUUGAACAUGCAUCUUAACAUACAACCAUUUUAAUUUCAUACGUACACUUACCCUAAUGACGUCAUGCACACCUCUUCUGACUCAAAACCCAACUCUGAAUGCAAUCUCUUCUACAUACUCGGACCAGGUAUUCCCGUACAAGCAUUUCUGGUGAUAAAUCCCAAAGUAUUAGAGCUAUCUGGUCGAAAUUUUUAUGGAUGAACAAGGUAUUAAUAUUGUUUACAAAUCAUAACUUCUUUUCCAAGAUUUCGUCCACCGACUUGUACGCAAGACAUAAGUCGUGGUGGAGACUGAUCGCUCGCGGCACGCGCGGUUUUCAUGGGAAAAGCGACCAGAUCUUCAGUAAGUACGACCUCAGGCCUUCCACGCUUUCCUGAGAUUUAGAACAUACUUACAUCUAUUAUUUUGACCACCAGUCAUAAUUUUGGGAAUUCAGGUCCGCAGGUGCUGAGGACCGUUCUUGCGAUGAAAUAAAGUCAUGAAAAUUCGUCCAAAACGAUUUUUGGACAAUUUUUGCACCGUGAGCAGGAGCAAGAUCUUGUUGGAUGGUCGAAUGUUUAUUUCCCGAGGUGUCAGUGUUCAGGGGUUUAAUGAUUGGCUCCAGGACACUCCAAAAAUAUUUCUUGGCUCGAACUGUUACUCUUUGCGGAAAAAACAGAGAUUUGCUUUUUCCAGCCAACUCGCUCCAUUCUAACCAUGUUGGUGACUUCUAAUUGACUUCCGCAUACUUAAGGGGAUGUCCGACUUCCGUAGAGCAAAUAUCUGUCCCUUUUUCUAUUAAAUUUUUCUCCAACGGUGGAAAGUCUGAACUACUUUUUCCAAGAAUAUGGCCGCGUGCCACGAUCGACCGAUCUCUACAACGACUUAUGUCUUGCAUACAAGUCGGUGGACGAAAUCUUGGAAAAGAAGUUAUGAUUUCUAAACAAUAUUAAUACCUUGUUCAUCCAUAAAAAUUUCGACCAGCUCUAAUACUUUGGGAUUUAUCACCAGAAAUGCUUGUACGGGAAUACCUGGUCCGAGUAUGUAGAAUAAAGUAUGAAAAUUAUAUCAAUUAUGUAUUAAUUUAUAAGCCAUCCCAAAACGUUGUUAGUUAAAUGUACGCGACAUUGACGUGUUUCAUAAAUAAGUUUAAACAUCACUGUAUCAUGGAAAAUUUUAUUUAUCAAUAAAUUAUAGAAAACAAAACACGUGCUCUUUUAUCCCAACAGGUUUUUCUACCUUGCAAACGUGUGGUUUCAAAUGCUUAACUAUUUUCGUGGUGACAGUAUUUGGUAUCUGCAAAUAACAAAGUAUUUAACUAAAUGAGUCCAUAAACGAAUAAAAUGAAAGGUUAUAAAUCAAAAUGAUAUUCGGUCCAUUAUUCGUCUACCAGGAAAA